GGCCAGCGAAACGGGAGCGGCGGACAGGGGCGGGUUCCGCUUUCCGUCUAUGAGCCGCUCGGCUGUCGCGAGGGGGCGAAUCCUGCGUGUGGCGGGAGUCCCGUUCCUCUCGCUUCGUAACCUGAUUGACGAACAUCAGCACCAACGCCCAGGAGCCGGCUCUAGGAAAUGAGUCGAGCGCUGGGGAGGUUCGCAUUCUCCGAUCGCUGAGCAGCGCGCGCGCGCACACACACACACACACACUCGCUCUCACGCGACACACUCAGUCUGUGAACGGCACCAGCGCCACCUUUCCUCCUCGCGCCGUGUCGAACCGGCUCUGUCUCGCUUCCUUCCCACCGAGCAUUUUUCUGCUCAUUUCCAAUUUCUGCGCCCGUCUCCUCCUCGCACACCUCCCCCCUCACCGGCCGAGCGCUCGUCUGGAAGAUGGCCACACGAAUCGAUAAAGAAGCGUGCAGGGAAGCGUACAACCUCGUCAGAGACGACAACUCGGGGAUAAACUGGGUUUCCUUCAAGUAUGACGGCUCUAUGAUUGUUCCUGGGGGCCAUGGGGCAGAUUACGAAGAGUUUAAGAGCCAGUGCGCAGAUGACGUGCGCCUCUUCGGCUUCGUGCGAUUCACAACCGGCGACGCCAUGAGCAAGCGCGUCAAAUUCGCGCUCAUCACCUGGAUCGGUGAGAACGUGAGCGGCCUGCAGCGGGCCAAGAUCAGCACUGAUAAAACAACGGUGAAGGAGGUCGUACAGAACUUUGCCAAGGAGUUCAUGGUCAGUGAUCUACGUGAGCUGGAGGAAGAAUACAUCCUCUCUGAGCUGAAAAAGGCAGGAGGGGCCAACUAUGAUGCUCAGACAGAGUAGCGUAGGUUAUAAUAGGGUAGGCUAGAGCAGGCUGGGGCAGAACAACUUGCUGUGAUCAUAGCCUGAACUAGGUUUGAUAUGUGGGCGGGUCACACCCUGUCUCUAAGAAAACCAUUCAAUUUACAUGCACAAUCUCCCCCUCCCCCAGUCCCCUCUCCAGCCCAACAUCUGCAGCCCAUCAUCUCAAACUCAUUCAUGCUGCAGCUGAAUUUCCAAUAUGCCUUUGAUCAUGACCCUGUUUUUACACUAUGAUCAUAACAGGAUCGACAACAUCAUUUAUUUUAUUCUGACUCCACAACGUCAGCUUGCUCUUUUGCUCUUCCUGUCAGGCUCAUACUGUGAAAACAUACCGCUGGUCAGUGGAGAAAUUUACAGUCCUGCCAUCAUACAUCGGAGGUACCUCCAUGCCACUCAUUUCCCUACUUUAAAUUCUUAGUGCAUCAAUCUCCUGUGGAGAUAAGGGCAUUGUGGGAGAAAUGGCUGGCAUCCAUGUAGGGGGCAGGAAUGAAAUAUCUUCCACAUGGACCGUCCGCCCUGUAUUCUUUUUACCUUCCUGCUUGCUGGCCUGUUUUUGGCCAGACUGUGGUAAGGUCCCAGUACUGUGCUCCAAAGGCAGCUGUGACUAUAGUG
Messenger RNA from Scleropages formosus (Asian bonytongue), 1485 nucleotides. RefSeq names its product coactosin-like F-actin binding protein 1 (gene cotl1). The record is from RefSeq and is a predicted model, not a curated record. The transcript has 4 exons. Bases 427 to 855 code for a protein of 142 amino acids. Lineage: Eukaryota; Metazoa; Chordata; Actinopteri; Osteoglossiformes; Osteoglossidae. Gene Ontology annotation, cellular component: cortical actin cytoskeleton; actin filament; site of polarized growth. Gene Ontology annotation, molecular function: actin filament binding. Gene Ontology annotation, biological process: regulation of actin filament polymerization.